CUUUGGCUGUCUCUUCUUCACUGUUGGGAUCUAUUCAAUGCUGCUCCUUUUAAAGGAGUUUGCCAGCAUAUCAUUAUCCUUUACCUUGCUGUAAAAUUGAUAAGAUUCCAGUUUUUAUUAAAAUCAAAAUGGCAUCAAUAAAGGUGUAAGCUGCCACAAGGAUGGGAGUGUGAUUGAUUGGUUUUUUCCUCUGAGCCCUCUUGUGUGUUCUUGUUUGAAGGGCCAUGGACGCAGCAAAUCAUUCACUGUCCACUGCCAUUGAAGGUUAUGCGGGGCUGAUUUCUGCGGAAUGGUUGGCAGGGAUUCUACUCCUCACUAGCAUGACGUUGCAGCUUGUAUUGGUUAUUCUCGGUGCGCGCAGAUACCAUAGUUCAAGAGCAAUUUUCCAUUUUGUGGUGUGGGGAGCUUACAUUGCUGCGUAUGCUGUGGCCAUAUCUGCACUAGGAAUCAUGAUGCAUGGCACCCGGAGUGGGAUAUAUGGAAUAUGGGCUCCAGUGUUAUUGCUGCAUUUGGGAGGCCCAGAUGCCAUUUCUGCCUAUUCCACGGCAGAUAACGAGCUAUGGUUGAGACAUGCAUUCAACAUGGUUUAUCAAGUUUCAGUGGUAGUCUUUGUUAUUUAUUCAUCAGCAUUGGAAGGUUAUGCAUUGGUUUCUGCUAUUUUUCUUCUUGUUGCAGGAGCCACCAAGUAUGGAGAGAGAACGCUUGCUUUGUGGUCCGCUAGCUAUUCUCAAAUACUUAAGUCAUGUCUGCCAAUUUCCAGAUAUAUUAAGGUAAAAAAUGUUGUACAAGAUCGUGGUUAUAUAGUUAUGGGAGAGAAGCAAGUGCAGAGAAUGAUCGAAAAGAAGUCAGCAGAAUCUUCAGCGGAAGGAAGUGCAGCGCGAGAGGCGCCUUCACGGGAAGGAAGAGAUAAAGAAGCGUCCUCGUCGAAAGGAAGUGAUAUAGAAAUAGGGCGAGAGGCACCUUCAUUGGAAGGAAGAGAUAAGCAAGUAGGGCUACAGGCGCGUUCACUAAAAAGAAGAGGGAUAGUAACUACCAUGGAUGUCGACAACGCUCUUUUACAGAGGUUAGCUACUACUAAAAAUAGUAAUAUUAUUGAGGACUAUAUUCUCUGCGUUUCCCAUGCCUUGUUCAAAAUGUAUAUGCGUAGGUUUGUAGGUCUGUAUUUUGAUGAAGGGGAUUGGAAGGAGACGAGAGCUUUCUGGUGUAAGAUGAAUGGAAAUGAAGCAUUUAGAAUUGUAGAGAAAGAAUUGAAAUUCAUGUAUGAUGUGCUAUUCUCCAAAGGAAGUGGCACAGCAUUCAGUGGAUAUGGGAUCAUAUUGCGGCUUCUCAACUGCGUUCUCAUGGGAGCGGCAGGGUUUUUGAUAUUGAGAGAAAGAGAAGAGAGAGAAGCACAGCGAAUGGUGACAUACGUUGUGAUUUCAGUGGCGUUUGUGGUGGAGAUGUUUCAGUUUUGCCGAAUAAUGGCAUCAGACUGGACCAGGGUCCGCUUAAUUUGCUCUCGGGUUGACGACAUUAAACAUCCCCUCUCGCAGAGAGCUUUUAAGUGGCUCAGAAUCAGCACAUUGAAGGGGAUAGAGAUUGCAGUGGUUGUGCUCGGCAAGGUUCAGAAACUGGUUGAAGGAGAUAGAUAUUGGAGCAACGAAAUUCACCAGCAUUGCCUCAUAGGGAGUUGCUUUAAUAGGUCUCGUUUCGUGUGGAAGAUGGGUAAAAUCUUACCAAAGACCGACAUUUAUAUUGCAAGCUGGCACAUCCACAAAGUGUCUCUCCCAGAGGAGCUGAAAAACUUCAUUUUCAAAUUCCUCAAACAGAUAUGUUCUCCGCAGAUUGAUAUAGAGACAUGCAGAGAGCAAAUUUUCAACUUUGAGGAGGAUUUACUUCAAGGGGAAUCUGGAAUCUUGGAAGUCAUGUCAGCACAUCACAGUCUGGAGGAGGUCAUUCUGGUCUGGCAUAUAGCUACCGCUAUAUGCGACAUGCAGACAAAACCGUCUGAAAUGAUCCAGAAUAUGAAUGAGAAUGUGAGGUGGAGUAUACUACUGUCCAGGUAUUGUGUCUAUCUGCUAGUGUCACGCCCCCGUCUUUUGCCUGUCCAUCCGGAUAUGGAAAGCAUAACAUACAUGCAGCUUGUGAACAAACUUAUGGGGGAGGAAUAUUAUGGCAAAGAUCCUACAGAGCUGUUAGAGUGCAGAGACAAAAGUGUACUUGGCUCUGGGGCAGAACUAGCCCGCAAGCUUCUAGGAAAAGGAGAAGAUGAAAGGUGGGAGUUAUUAGCAAUGUACUGGGCUGGAUUGAUGAUAUCCAUGGCGGUGUACAAUAAGGCAGCGUUUCAUGCAGAGUGCGUGGCUGGUGGAGGGGAAUUUCUAAGUCAAGUGUGGGUUUUAGUGGGUCAUAUGGGAUGUGGACAACAGUCUGACUCUACCGUGAAAAUGAAGGAACUUCUGCGUCUUCAGCGGGAGCUACGGGAGCUUCAGCAGGAGCGGGAGGUCCGGAAGGAGGACUGAACGUAAAGGAAAUUAUUAAUACAGAAGUAGAGAUUAUGGGUGUGAUUGGUACAUUGAUGGGAGGUUUGUUUUGUUUUUCUUUUCUUUUGGUAGUGUUUAGUUUUAGGUUGAUUUUUUGUCACCUUUUUUCCCAAAAGGAACAAUUAAUAUAAAUAUAAUUUUUCUAUUUGAUUUA
Molecule: messenger RNA, 2673 nt
Organism: Cryptomeria japonica (Japanese cedar)
Lineage: Eukaryota; Viridiplantae; Streptophyta; Pinopsida; Cupressales; Cupressaceae
Exons: 1
Coding region: 225-2498 (757 amino acids)
Source: RefSeq, a predicted model, not a curated record